AUGCUCAAUAAGGCCAUCAAAAGAACUUUAGCUACAAGUGCCGAACUCCACCCAAACAGAGUCCAUGGCGGGUUGAAGGAUCAAGAUCGUAUCUUUCAAAAUCUAUAUGGUUAUUAUGGACGUGAUUUGAAAAGUGCACAAAAAAGAGGUGAUUGGUACAAGACAAAAGAAUUAGUAUUGAAAGGUGAUGGUUGGAUCAUUGACCAGAUUAAAAAAUCCGGUCUUAGAGGUCGUGGUGGUGCUGGUUUCCCAUCAGGUAUGAAAUGGUCAUUUAUGAAUCCACCAGGUUGGGAAAAAAAUCCUGGUCCAAGAUAUGUUGUUGUUAAUGCAGAUGAAGGUGAGCCUGGUACUUGUAAAGAUCGUGAAAUCAUGAGAAAAGAACCACAUAAAUUAGUUGAAGGUUGUUUAUUAAGUGGUCGUGCAAUGAAUGCAACAGCUGCUUAUAUUUAUAUUCGUGGUGAAUUUUAUGAAGAAUAUUUAGCAUUACAAGCUGCAAUUGAUGAAGCUUAUAAAGCAGGGUUAAUUGGUAAGAAUGCAUGUGGUUCUGGUUAUGAUUUCGAUGUUUUCGUUCAUAGAGGAAUGGGUGCUUAUAUUUGUGGUGAAGAAACUGCAUUAAUUGAAUCAUUGGAAGGUAAACAAGGGAAACCAAGAUUAAAACCACCAUUCCCUGCUGCUGUUGGUUUGUUUGGUAGACCUUCAAAUGUGACUAAUGUUGAAACUGUUGCAGUUGCGCCAACUAUUUUACGUAGAGGUGCUGAAUGGUUUGCUGGGUUUGGACGUGAUAAAAAUCAAGGUACAAAACUAUAUGGUAUUUCAGGUCAUGUUAAUAAGCCAUGUGUUGUUGAAGAAGAAAUGUCAAUUCCAUUAAAGGAUUUAAUUGAUAAACAUUGUGGUGGUGUUCGUGGUGGAUGGGAUAACUUAUUAGCUGUUAUCCCAGGAGGUUCUUCAACACCUUCACUUACACAAGAAGCUGCUGGUAGAGCCUUAAUGGAUUAUGAUGGAUUGAAAGAAGUUGGUUCAAGUUUGGGUACAGGUGCUGUUAUUGUUAUGGACAAAUCUACAGAUAUCAUCAAGGCUAUCUCAAGAUUAUCUGAUUUUUACAGACAUGAGUCUUGUGGACAAUGUACACCUUGUAGAGAAGGUACUACAUGGUUGGCCAAGGCAAUGAAACGAUUUGUUAUCGGUGAUGCUCAGCCUAAAGAAAUUGAUAUGAUUAUUGAGAUUAGUAAAAGAAUUGAAGGACAUUCAAUCUGUGGGUUGGGUGAUGCCGCUGCAUGGCCUGUUCAAGCAUUGAUUAAAAAUUUCAAGCCUGUAUUGUUGGAAAGAAUGGAUCAAUUCCAUAAAGCACAAGGACGUAAUGAUAUUCGUUAUGGUGGUUGGGUUAGAGAGGCUAAAGUUCUCGAUGGUCAAGUACAUGGCUUACCACAUGAUUUCCACCAUUGA
Hansenula anomala is the source of this 1443-nucleotide messenger RNA. RefSeq lists its product as uncharacterized. Lineage: Eukaryota; Fungi; Ascomycota; Saccharomycetes; Phaffomycetales; Wickerhamomycetaceae. Bases 1 to 1443 code for a protein of 480 amino acids. The transcript has a single exon. The record is from RefSeq and is a predicted model, not a curated record. Gene Ontology annotation, molecular function: NADH dehydrogenase (ubiquinone) activity; NAD binding; 4 iron, 4 sulfur cluster binding.